AUGGACGACUUUGACUGUACCAUGGAGCAAAAAUUAAAGGGGGCAGUGUCUUUACUGCAAUAUGAGGCCUACCAAUGGUGGCUUACCGUGAGAGAGGGUAUGCAGGGAAGUAAGAUAGUGGCAGAAUAUGAGGCAAAAUUCUUGCGGUUGAGUCGGUAUGCCCGAGGGAUAGUAGCAACUGAGUAUGAACGUUGUGUACGUUUUGAGGAUGGUAUUCGAGACGAGUUAAGGGUAUUGAUAGCUCUGCAGAGGGAGCGAGAUUUUGCUACUCUUGUAGAAAAGGCAAAGAUUGCUGAAAAAGUGAAGCGCUCGGAGUUCCAAAAUCGUGAAAAAGAUAAGGGCAGGAAUAAGAGGGAUUUUGGGCCCUCAAGUUCUUUUGAGAGGCCUGUUAAGAAGGCCAGGUUUGAUGGGCCGGUUCAGACUGGAGUCCCGGUUACUAUUGCUAGGCUGCAGCCUUAUGUUGAUUGUGGUAGAUCUCAUCAGGGAUUGUCCACAGAGGCCGGUUCAGAUACAAGUUGCAGGACCGGGUCAUGUUCAGCCAGUGAGAGGUGGUCAGUCACCGAGAGGCCGUGGGCAGGUCAGAGGUGGAAACGGAAUGGGGUGAAGUCGUGGAGCCCAGAAAGAGGUACUGGUAACAUUGUAGUGAGACAGCCAGAUCUGGUGUAUGCCGCCCAUCGCCGAAAGGAUGGUGACGCUCCUGACGUCAUAAUCGGUACGUUCUUAAUUCGUAAUAUACCCUACACUGCUUUAGUGGAUAUUGGGUCUACACAUUCGUACGUUGCAUGCACUGUGCCGGGAACUUUGGGUACUCAGUUCGAAAAUAUUGUUAGUGGGAUAACUGUGAUAAGUCCACUGGGACAGUCGAUAAAGACUAUUGAGGAUGAGGAGGUGGCUGUGAUUGGGGAGCGAAGAGGCUUUCUGUCUAAUGUGAUCUCUGCUUUAAGGGCCGAAAAACUUGUUCGCAAGGGUUGUGAGGCGUUUCUAGCUUAUAUUAAUAUAUCUGAAGCUGAGGGUCCUUCUGUUGGAGAUGUUAGAACUGUGAAGGAGUUUUCCGAUAUUUUUCCUAAUGAGCUCCCUGGGUUGCCUCCGAACUGCGAAGUUGAAUUUGGAAUUGAGCUUCUGCUAGGAAUAGCUCCAGUGUCUACCACCCCUUACAGGAUGGCACCGAAGAAGUUAGUAAAAUUAAAAGCUCAAAUCCAAGAACUUUUGGAUCGAGGAUUUAUUCGGCCUAGUGUGUCUUCGUGGGGAGUACCGGUGUUGUUUGUAAAGAAGAAGGAUGAGACCAUGCGCAUGUGUAUCGACUAUCGACAAUUGAAUAAACUGACUAUUAAGAAUAGGUAUCCUUUGUCGAGGAUAGAUGAUUUAUUUGAUCAGUUGCAAGAAGCUUCAGUUUUCUCCAAGAUAGAUCUUUGCUCUGGGUACCAUCAGUUAAUAGUUAAGGAGGCUGAUGUAUAUAAGACUGCAUUUAGGACUCGUUAUGGCCAUUACGAAUUCCUAGUGAUGCUAUUUAGGCUGAAAAAUGCACCAGCUGCCUUCAUGGACCUAAUGAAUCGAAUUCUAAGGGAGAAACAACUGUAUGCUAAGUUCAGCAAGUGUGAGUUCUGGCUGCGAGAAGUGACAUUUCUCUGUUACGUGGUGUCUACUGAGAGGAUUAGGGUUGAUCCUCAAAAAAUUAAAACUAUACUGGAUUGGAAACCACCUAAGACCGUAUCUGAGAUUCGAAGCUUUCUGGGUCUGACAGGUUAUUACAGACAUUUUGUUGAGGGGUUUUCCUUAAUUGCUGCACCUCUGAUUAAGUUGUUGCGUAAAGGGGAGGGUAAGGUGGUUGCUUAUGCAUCUCGACAACUGAAGCCUCACGAGGUGAAUUACCCUACUCACGACUUGGAGUUAGCUGCAGUGGUAUUCGCAUUAAAAAUUUGGAGGCACUGGGGAUUUGUUAAGGAAGUUACAUCUCGAUUUUGGAGGAAGUUACACGAGGCGUUGGGUACAAGAUUGGACUUUAGUACUGUGUUUCAUCCCCAGACAGAUGGUCAAUCUGAGAGGGUGAUUCAAAUUCUGGAGGAUUUGUUAAGGUGUUGUAUAGUGGAUUUCCGAGGCAACUGGGAAGAUUUUUUGUCGGUAGCAGAGUAUGCGUACAAUAAUAGCUAUCAGUCCAGUAUUCAAAUGACACCGUAUGAAGCAUUAUAUGGUCGUAGGUGUCGUACUCCCACCUGUUGGACUGAGUUGGGAAAGCUGCGAGUUCUGGGGCCAGAGUUGGUUGCUGAUACCGAAGAGAAGGUAAAACUGAUUCGAGACAGGUUGAAGGAAGCGUCUGAUAGGCAAAAUUCUUAUACAGAUCUUAAAUGCUGA
Messenger RNA from Gossypium raimondii (Peruvian cotton), 2349 nucleotides. RefSeq lists its product as uncharacterized. The record is from RefSeq and is a predicted model, not a curated record. The transcript is spliced from 6 exons. NCBI's taxonomy places the organism in Eukaryota, Viridiplantae, Streptophyta, Magnoliopsida, Malvales, Malvaceae. Gene Ontology annotation, molecular function: nucleic acid binding. Gene Ontology annotation, biological process: DNA integration. Bases 1 to 2349 code for a protein of 782 amino acids.